Mytilus californianus (California mussel) is the source of this 651-nucleotide messenger RNA. RefSeq lists its product as uncharacterized. NCBI's taxonomy places the organism in Eukaryota, Metazoa, Mollusca, Bivalvia, Mytilida, Mytilidae. The record is from RefSeq and is a predicted model, not a curated record. The coding region runs from base 1 to 651 and encodes 216 amino acids. The transcript has 5 exons.
AUGUUUUCUCUACCUCACUCAGAUCCAGAUCGUAUGGAUGAGUUUCGUUUAUAUCUAGGGAACGGAACUGCAGAUCAAAGUAGCGAUCCAGGUCUGUGCUACUCAGACAAAGGAAAAACAGGCUUACCUAACAUUACUCAGAACAUAACUUGUAAUAUGCUAGCCAAAAAUAUGUAUUUCGUCAACAGAAGAAGCAGUGCGAAUUGCUAUGUGGAAUUGUGUUACGUAGCAAUUUAUGGCUGCUUCAAAGGUACAUGGAGCACAAACUGUACGGAACCAUGUCCAGCAACAUGCAUAGGCAAUUAUUGUUAUCCUCAAAACGGUUCUUGUGUCUGGGGGUGUGACAAACAUUACUGUUUUAAUAACAAAUGUGAUAUUAAUACAGGUGCUUGUAUUGAAGGAUGCAUAGCUUUACGAGGUGGACAGUACUGUAACAAAUAUAAUAUAGCUUCCAAUGGGAUAUCCACACAAAAUCCACCUAAUCCAAGUCAACCAGCAAGUUUGGCCAUUGAUGGAAACCGGACAAAUGGUCUGUGCUCAAUGACAACUGGAUCAGGUUCUUACCUACAGGUCGACACUGGAUCUUUGAGUGUUGUAACUACAGUUUAUUUCACCUUUGGUGCAUUAGAAGAUUUUUCUCAAAAUUUGUGA